This is a messenger RNA of Pelodiscus sinensis (Chinese soft-shelled turtle), 1203 nucleotides long. RefSeq names its product olfactory receptor 10A5-like. Gene Ontology annotation, biological process: G protein-coupled receptor signaling pathway. The record is from RefSeq and is a predicted model, not a curated record. Gene Ontology annotation, cellular component: membrane. Gene Ontology annotation, molecular function: G protein-coupled receptor activity; olfactory receptor activity. NCBI's taxonomy places the organism in Eukaryota, Metazoa, Chordata, Testudines, Trionychidae.
AUGCACUUUGGUGUCUCCAUGACGGGUCAUGGGCGCGUGGUUCAUUUCCCAGCAGAUACCAAGACCUUUGCUCGAACUGUUACCAGGGCUACAGACCUCAGGCCUAGCAUAACGCAGGUGGAGCAGGGCGCCUUUCCCCUCUACGGCCGCACCCUGGAGGCGAACUCUUGGGACGGAGAUGCGCCAUUGGAGCUGAAGAACCAACACAUUGGCGGGAACAGCCCCCCCUUAGAGGAGGGGAUGCGCAUUGCCAACGACACAGCCCUGGGAAAUCCCAGCAGGGUGACGCAGUUCGUUUUCCUUGGCUUCUCCCAGGAUCCCGCCACACGAGUCCUCUUUGGCGUGGGUUUAUCCUUCACCUACACCCUCUCGCUGGCAGGGAACAGCGUCCUCCUUUUGCUCACGGCGCUGGACCCGGCCCUCCACACCCCCAUGUACUUCUUCCUCUGCAACCUCUCCUUCCUGGAGGCCUGCUACACCACCGUCACCAUCCCCAAGAUGCUGGCCAGCGUCCUCGCCGAGGGGGGGACCAUCUCCUUCCUUGCCUGCGCCGCCCAGAUGCAGCUCGUCCUCUCUUUGGGGACGGCGGAGUGCUACCUGCUGGCCGCCAUGGCCUACGACCGCUACCGGGCCAUCUGCUCCCCGCUGCACUACCCCCUCCUCAUGAACCCCAGGGCCUGCGCCACGAUGGCCACUGCCUGCUGGCUCUGCGGCAUCCUGCUGCCCCUGGGCAAAGUCAUCUGGAUCUUCUCCAUGCCCUACUGCGGGCCCAACGGGAUCCACCACUUCUUCUGCGACAUCCACCCCGUGCUCAGGCUGGCCUGCGCCGACACCUCUCGCAGCGAGGUCUUCAUCGUCCUCAUCAGCUUCCUCAUCACCGUCGUCCCCUUCCUGACGGUGCUGGUCUCCUACGCCUGCAUCAUCUGCACCGUCCUGAAGAGCGCGACGGCCGAGGGGAGGCACAAAGCCUUCUCCACCUGCUCCUCCCACCUCACCGUGGUCGUCCUGUUCUAUGGCUCCGCCUGCGCCAUGUACCUGCGGCCCAAGGCCGGCCACGUGGCGGAGGUGGACCGGGUGAUGGCCCUGCUCUACACCGUCGUCACCCCCACCUUAAACCCCCUGAUCUACAGCCUGAGGAACCAGGAGGUGAAGGCAGCUCUGAGGAGACUCGGGGGGAGGAAAAGGUUUCGAGGAGCCAUUUAG